GAUCCUUCAUUUGAAUUCAAGGCGUACAAAUAGAGUUCUUGUGGUCCUCCCUGCAGUCUGUCAGAGGAGACCCGCCAUCAUGCCAGAUCCUUCCAAGUCCGCUCCGGCCCCCAAGAAGGGCUCCAAGAAGGCCGUGACCAAAGCGCAGAAGAAGGACGGCAAGAAGCGCAAGCGCGGCCGCAAGGAGAGCUACUCCAUCUACGUGUACAAGGUGCUCAAGCAGGUGCACCCCGACACGGGCAUCUCGUCCAAGGCCAUGGGCAUCAUGAACUCGUUCGUCAACGACAUCUUUGAGCGCAUCGCCAGCGAGGCCUCCCGCCUGGCGCACUACAACAAGCGCUCGACCAUCACKUCCCGCGAGGUGCAGACGGCCGUGCGGCUGCUGCUGCCCGGGGAGCUGGCCAAGCACGCUGUGUCGGAGGGCACCAAGGCCGUCACCAAGUAUACCAGCUCCAAGUGAGGCGCGUCCCUGGCGCCCCGAACCCAAAGGCUCUUUUCAGAGCCACCUCUAAGCUCAAAAAGGAGUGUGCCACCUCCUCUUGUGACCUGUGAGCCAAUCGGGUGCUGGGGGGAGGGUGCACUGCGCAAUGGAGGACAUAACUCCUAAGAUUGGACCUCUAGUUACUUACGGCACUUCCCCCCACCCCCCAUCCCCUUCCUUGCUUUCUUUUUAUGUCUGUUUUGCUUUAAAUCAAUCAAGUCAGCUUUGGCCAUAGGAAGCUGGAACGGUCCAGGCGAUGGCACCGGAGGAAAUCAGGCUGCGUGGGGAGUGUACCGAGCUCCUCUGGCCCAUCCUCUGCCACCCCACACCCCACUCCGUGUCCCCUCGUGCGUGAGACUGGAGGAUGCCUUGGGUGUUUAUACCGCCCUGGCUGGAGGGCUUGAAAACAUCAUUCUUCGCCUUCCCUCCCUCCCUCCCUAGCCUCCAUUAACCACCGCGAACGUCUGUGGGAAAGCAAACUGCAGAUGUGUUUAACAUAAUCAGCCCUUUACGUCGCGUUUCAUUUCGGAAACACCACAUCUGGUUCAUGGGCACCCGCUUCACUCAACUAGGAUAUCCCAGCAAGAUCUGUGUUCUUCCAUACACUUAUAUACAUGGGUUUUCCCCCAUAGCAAACGGUGAAAAAUCUAUUUUAUUUCAUCCCCAGAAAUGUGUGGGUAUAUAUGUGUCUGAAUAUGAAUGUAUCUUACAAACAUAUAACUGAGCCUAGCAAACAGUGAAACAUCCUUUUUAAUAAAGGAGAUUUUUUAAUAAGAAAAAUCCAAUAGGUUAUAUGCAAAGUAAGUAUGAUGUCUACUUAAUGGUAUCAAGUAAUAACCAAGGGAUGCAAGUCUAACUGGGACUGAAGUGCACUCUAAAAUGGGUGAAAUAUCGGCGAUUUCUCAACCAAGAAUACCGAGGGUCUACCCACUCUGGAGACCAGUUUCCAUGAAUUCGGAUUUGCAGCUUGGUUCCCACCAGUGGACAAUGGCCUGUCUUACUCCUCACACCACCUCCAAUGACAGCCAAGCAUUUUUGUCACUGUUUAACCUCUUAGAGUCUCCUAGAGUACAUUCACUUCCUUGUGUUUGUAGUUUCUUCUUAAAGAGACAGACAGUUCCUUGUCUUCCUCCAAAUUCUUUGCUCUAUUCCCAAAUUAGCAAAUUGGAAUUGAAAGGUCUAGCUGAGGUGGGGGAAGGGCAGACUCUUCAAU
This is a messenger RNA of Urocitellus parryii (Arctic ground squirrel), 1694 nucleotides long. It is a transcript of the gene H2bc26, whose product is annotated as H2B clustered histone 26. Gene Ontology annotation, cellular component: nucleosome. Gene Ontology annotation, molecular function: structural constituent of chromatin; protein heterodimerization activity; DNA binding. NCBI's taxonomy places the organism in Eukaryota, Metazoa, Chordata, Mammalia, Rodentia, Sciuridae. The record is from RefSeq and is a predicted model, not a curated record.